UCCUCCCUCUAUAUAUACACACCUCCACCCUGUUCCUGGGUCCUCUCUUCCACCACCUCCAACCCACUGCAACCCCAAAUCUCCAUCUCCUUGCAGAAACAAAGAGAGGAGCUCAGACCCAAGAAGCAGAGGCAGCUAGCUUAGCUUUGUUGGAGCCUUGAAGGUGUCCAAGCUGAGGGAGACGACGACGACGGCCGCGACAGGCUAGCCGACCAGCUGCUAGCUAGCUCCCGCGGAGCCGAUGGCUAGCGCCGACGUCGACGUCGGGACGGAGCUCAGCCUCGGGCUGCCGGGAGGCGGCGCCGAGGCGGCCAAGGCCGCGAAGAGGGGCUUCGAGGACACCAUCGACCUCAAGCUGAAGCUGCCCACCGCCGGCAUGGAGGAAGCCGCCGCCGGCAAGCCGGAGCCGGCCGCCGAGAAGGCCAAGAGGCCCGCCGAGGCGGUGGCCGCUGAUGCCGAGAAGCCACCCGCACCCAAGGCACAAGCUGUGGGUUGGCCACCAGUCCGAUCAUACCGCAGGAACGUCAUGACCGUCCAGACAGUGAAGAGCAAGAAGGAAGAGGAACCCGAGAAGCAGCAGCCCGCUGCCAAUGCUAGCAGCAACAGCUCCGCCUUCGUGAAGGUCAGCAUGGACGGUGCGCCCUACCUGCGAAAGGUGGACCUGAAGAUGUACAACAGCUACAAGGACCUCUCCAUUGCUCUGAAGGAGAUGUUUAGCACCUUCACAACUGGGAACAACAUGAAUGAGGGGAAAUUGGUUGAUCCAGUGAGUGGUGCCGAUGUUGUCACUACUUACGAAGACAAGGACGGUGACUGGAUGCUUGUUGGCGAUGUCCCGUGGGAGAUGUUUGUCGAGUCAUGCAAGCGCCUAAGGAUCAUGAAGAGUUCUGAAGCCAUCGGUCUUGCACCAAGAACCAAGGACAAGUGCAAGAACAAAAGCUGAACAAAAUGCAGCGUUAAGAUGUUGCGCAUUGUGUCAUAAGAAUGGUGCCCUUGCAGUGUGCUACGGUUUUCCUAGAAAUAUAAUGUGUUUUAAUUACUAGUGGAGGGAGCUGUCUUGUUCAAUUUGUUCAUGGACCAGAAGCAAUAAUCUAUCUGUGUGUAGCUGGAUUGGUGUUAUGUGAUGUCCCCUACCGUGUGUCCCAGAAUCUACUUGGUGAUUUUAUUCCAGUGUUGUUAAUCAAGCUUGUGUGAUUGUUAAGUAAAGGGCAUCAAUGAGACUAUUAUUAUUAUGGUAUCUUGUAAGUUAACCUGUUUGUUAAUUGUCAAUACAAUAUUUGGCAA
This is a messenger RNA of Setaria italica (foxtail millet), 1284 nucleotides long. Its product is annotated as auxin-responsive protein IAA13. Gene Ontology annotation, molecular function: protein binding. Gene Ontology annotation, cellular component: nucleus. NCBI's taxonomy places the organism in Eukaryota, Viridiplantae, Streptophyta, Magnoliopsida, Poales, Poaceae. The transcript is spliced from 5 exons. The record is from RefSeq and is a predicted model, not a curated record. Gene Ontology annotation, biological process: regulation of DNA-templated transcription. Bases 242 to 943 code for a protein of 233 amino acids.